Messenger RNA from Dendrobium catenatum, 1735 nucleotides. Its product is annotated as pre-mRNA-splicing factor CWC25 homolog. The coding region runs from base 222 to 1598 and encodes 458 amino acids. Gene Ontology annotation, biological process: mRNA splicing, via spliceosome. Gene Ontology annotation, cellular component: U2-type spliceosomal complex. The transcript has 4 exons. The record is from RefSeq and is a predicted model, not a curated record. NCBI's taxonomy places the organism in Eukaryota, Viridiplantae, Streptophyta, Magnoliopsida, Asparagales, Orchidaceae.
CGGACCUAGCCUUACCCUUCAAUCCCCGCGGAUCCUUUUACAACAACGGGAAUGAUCUGCAAUACUUAUGUACCUGCGAUAAUCCAAGUCAGCGCUAUCAUCUCCCGCUGCUUCUGAAUAACUUCCCGACGGAGCUUGAAAAGCCAGAGGGAAGAACCCAGGAGAUUUGGAGGGAUCAGAAAGAAAAAGGACGGGAAAGUAAUUUUUAGGGUUUUCAGGCGAUGGCUUUAAAGUUUCUGAACAAGAAAGGAUGGCACACGGGGAGCCUUCGGAAUAUCGAGAACGUGUGGAAGGCGGAGCAGAAGCACGACGCCGAGCAGAAGAAGCUCGAGGAGCUCCGCAAGCAGAUCCACGAGGAGCGCGAACGAUCCGAGUUCAGGCAGCUCCAAGAGGCGGCUGGCCUCGUCCCACGGCAGGAGCGGUUGGAUUUCCUGUAUGAGUCGGGGUUGGCGGUGGGGAAGGGGAGCUCCGAUGGGUUCAAGGCGCUCCAAGUCCAGUCUUCAGGUGGGGUUUCGACCACUGCAGCGGAGUCUAGCUCGUCUAAGGCUGCUGUUCCUGGAGCUUUAUUUGAGGAGAAACCUCAGUCAGCAAAUGAUGCAUGGAGGAAGCUGCAUUCUGAUCCAUUACUUCUAAUCCGACAAAGGGAGCAGGAGGCACUUUCUAGGAUAAAGAAUAACCCUGUCCGGAUGGCUAUGAUUCGGAAGUCUAUUGAAUCUGGGAACAAGCAGCAGGAGGUUAAGAAGGAACGCCAAAAGAAAAGAAAUAAACACAAGCAUGAUCAGAGCAAUUCAAAGGAUAAAAAUCUAUCUAAAUCUCAAUCAGAUUCUGAAUAUGAAGAUCAUCGGAGACGAGAUCGUUCACCUGAAUGGCAACAACACAGUAAUGCCGAGGAUAAGGAAGAUCGGAGAAAUGAAGAAAAGGAAGGCAAAAGGAAGAUAAAUCAUACGACCAAACGGCGUGAGAACAGCAAUGAAAAUGUUGAGAAACAUUCAUCUAUAGUUCGUAGUGAUGAUUUAAAAUCUGAUCGCCAUAAACACUCAGAACAUGACAAUCACUCUUCCAGAGACCAUUUCGGUGACAAAUAUGCAGGUCAUAGUGAGCAGAAAAAGAGGUCCGAUAAUUAUGAUAUCAGAAAAUCAAAUGAUAGGCAUUCAUCUAAAUUAUAUUCCAGCCCAAAACACAGAAUCAGUGUCAAUGAAGAGAAGAGGAGUGACGCAUUAACAACAAAGCAUAAUUUAGACGCAAGGAAUACAGAGAUCCACUCUCAGAAACAGAAACAGAACACUGGAUAUAAUAAUCGUCGAGGUGUUCCAAAGAUGACAGAGGAGGAGAGGGAAGCACGGUUGCGGGAGAUGCAAAUGGACGCCGAGCUCCAUGAGGAUCAGAGGUGGAAAAGGUUGAAGAAGGCAGCUGAGGCUGAUGCCUUGGAGGCAAAGCAGGCUACGUAUUCCAGAGGAAAAAGUUUCUUGGAUGCAACGCAAAAGAGUGUUUAUGGAAUGGGGGUGGGAGGGAGCGCUACAAUUGAGGAGAGCGUAAGGCGUCGAACAUAUUAUUCUCAAGGACACUCUGCCCAUGAAAGCAAUGCUUUCAGGAGAUGAGCAAAGUAUGUUAUUGUUAUACAAUUUAUUGCAUUCUCGUAUUUUUUUUUCCAUCAGGCCAAGUGUGUAUCUAUACAACAAUGAGCAUUUUCAGCUGGAAUAAAGAAGUGAUCUUAUGAUGGAUUUGCAAAACGGAA